Molecule: messenger RNA, 577 nt
Organism: Cryptococcus deneoformans JEC21
Lineage: Eukaryota; Fungi; Basidiomycota; Tremellomycetes; Tremellales; Cryptococcaceae
Exons: 5
Coding region: 40-240 (66 amino acids)
Biological process (GO): translation
Cellular component (GO): cytosolic small ribosomal subunit; ribosome
Molecular function (GO): structural constituent of ribosome
Source: RefSeq, a predicted model, not a curated record
UCCACCUUCCUCUUCUCUCUAUCCAACAAACGUAACAAAAUGGGUAAGGUUCACGGUUCCCUCGCUCGUGCAGGUAAAGUCAAGUCUCAGACCCCCAAGGUUGAGCCCCAAGAGAAGAAGAAGGUCCCCAAGGGCCGAGCUCAGAAGCGAUUGCAAUACACCCGACGAUUCGUCAACGUUACUGUCGCUCCUGGUGGCAAGCGAAGGAUGAACCAACAGCCCGUCGGCAAGUCCGGUUAAGCAAAUCGAGACCAGAUUGGGAUGGAUGCAACAGGACCUGUUUUUGCACGGAAAUCGAGUAAACAACAGUGCAGCGUGUAUACUAAGUAUUCAUCAAAUUCGUCAAGUCAUUGCAACAUUGGGGUACACUAGGUGGUACAGGCAUUUACAAUUGUCCUCGGAUGGUACAGGAGUUGGCACGUAACACUACACCGACGUGGCCCUCGCCUUACACAGUCCCCUAUAGUUGGUCAUCAGUCACCGGGGUUGUAAUGGUGUUUUCAGUGGCGUUUUGCAUAUGAGACAAUUCUUCGGUCAUGUAAUCGUGGCCGUAAUGAGAUUCUUCAAGAUGCGGAGA